Penicillium salamii is the source of this 1398-nucleotide messenger RNA. The record is from the annotation of a GenBank genome assembly. NCBI's taxonomy places the organism in Eukaryota, Fungi, Ascomycota, Eurotiomycetes, Eurotiales, Aspergillaceae.
AUGUGCCCCGGUGCCGACCCCGAGCCCAAUGGGCAAGCCAAUGGUGCUAACGGUGAAAACCACGAAGGUUUCACUGGCAUUGAGACUCGUCAGAACCCCCACCCCUCCGCCUCCCGCAACCCCUACGGCCACAACGUCGGCGUCACCGAUUUCCUGAGCAACGUUUCCCGUUUCCAGAUCAUCGAGUCUACUCUGCGUGAGGGUGAGCAGUUUGCCAAUGCCUUCUUCGACACCGAGAAGAAGAUCGAGAUCGCCAAGGCUCUCGAUGAGUUCGGUGUGGACUACAUCGAGCUCACUUCCCCCUGUGCUUCUGAGCAGUCCCGCGCCGACUGCGAGGCCAUCUGCAAGCUCGGCCUGAAGGCUAAGAUCCUCACUCACAUUCGUUGCCACAUGGACGAUGCCCGCAUCGCCGUUGAGACCGGUGUUGACGGAGUCGAUGUUGUCAUUGGUACCUCUUCCUACCUCCGUGAGCACUCUCACGGUAAGGACAUGACCUACAUCAAGAACGCCGCCAUCGAGGUCAUUGAGUUUGUCAAGUCCAAGGGCAUUGAGAUCCGUUUCUCCAGUGAGGACUCCUUCCGUUCCGACCUGGUUGACCUUUUGUCUAUCUACUCCGCCGUCGACAAGGUUGGCGUGAACCGUGUUGGUAUCGCCGACACCGUCGGUUGCGCCUCUCCCCGCCAGGUCUACGAGCUCGUCCGUGUCCUGCGUGGUGUUGUUGGCUGUGACAUCGAGACUCACUUCCACAACGACACUGGUUGUGCCAUUGCCAACGCUUACUGUGCCCUCGAGGCUGGUGCCACCCACAUCGAUACCUCCGUUCUCGGAAUCGGUGAGCGUAACGGUAUCACCCCUCUCGGUGGUCUGAUGGCCCGCAUGAUGGUCGCGGACCCCGAGUACGUCAAGGGCAAGUACCGCCUCGAGAAGCUCAAGGAGAUUGAGGAUCUUGUUGCCGAGGCCGUCGAGGUCAACAUUCCCUUCAACAACUACAUCACCGGUUUCUGUGCCUUCACUCACAAGGCUGGUAUCCACGCCAAGGCUAUCCUCAACAACCCCAGCACCUACGAGAUCAUCAACCCCGCCGACUUCGGCAUGACCCGUUACGUCCACUUCGCUUCCCGUCUUACUGGCUGGAACGCCAUCAAGUCUCGUGCUCAGCAGCUCAAGCUUGAGAUGACCGAUGCUCAAUACAAGGAGUGCACUGCCAAGAUCAAGGCCAUGGCUGACAUUCGUCCCAUCGCUGUCGAUGACGCCGACAGCAUCAUCCGUGCUUACCACCGCAACCUCAAGUCUGGCGAGAACAAGCCCCUUCUCGACCUGACUGCUGAGGAGCAGGAGGCCUUCGCCGCCAAGGAGAAGGAGCUCCUUGAGGCCCAGGCUGCCGGUAUCGCCGCAUAG